CUGAUCUUCUACAAUCCGGUGCAGCGUUUCGAUGGAUCUUUAUUAGUCACACUGAAAUCGAAAACCUCAUUCCACCAGAAAACACAAUAAUGAGAAUGAACAUUUUACCGAAUACCGAGGCUUUGUUUAUUCAAAGAACAGAUAAUAGAUGCUACGAAAUCAGUAUGGUUUACAAAAUCGGAAACGAGACUGCAUGGAAAACAGAAAAGUACGCUUAUUGGAAUGUAAGCGGAGGUUUUCAGAAAAAUACCAACAUUAAUGAAGUUACAGCUGUAAGGAGACUUGAUUUGGAAGGAUACGAGAUAAAAAUUUGUUACGUUUUAACGGACAAUGAUAGUAUUCAUCAUUUGAGUGAUGAAGUGAAUGAUCAUAUUGAUACGAUAACUAAGGUCAAUUUCCCAAGCACCAACCAUCUGUUAGACUUUCUGAAUGCUGAACGAAAAUAUGUUUUUGUUAAUACGUGGGGCUAUCGAAUUAACGGCACUUGGAAUGGACUAACUGGAUUUUUGGUAAACGGCGAUGUUGAAAUUGGAGGGUCACCGAUGUUUUUCACGGCAGAACGUACAGCAGUAGUCGAUUUCAUUUCGAGUCCUACACCAACUCGCUCGAAAUUUGUAUUUCAACAACCAAAGUUGUCGUAUGAAAAUAAUUUAUUUUUACUUUCAUUUCGUACAGCCGUCUGGUAUAGCACUCUAGCGUUAAUCUCCUUAAUAUUCACAAUGUUGCUGGCCGUUACAGCUUGGGAAUGGAAGAAGAUGUCCCAAAUGGAAACGAGGAAUUUAGAUGCUGGCGUACUUAGGCCGAGCAUUACAGAUGUUACCAUGCUAGUCUUUGGUGCUACUUGCCAACAAGGAAGUACCGUUGAAUUAAAAGGCUCGCUCGGUCGUGUUGUAAUGUUAAUUCUUUUCCUGACCCUUAUGUUCCUGUACACUUCAUAUUCAGCAAAUAUCGUUGCUUUACUUCAGUCCAGUUCAUCCCAAAUUAAAACACUGGAAGACCUUCUGCAUUCCCGAUUGAAAUUCGGUGUACACGACACAGUUUUCAAUAGAUAUUACUUUUCAGCUGCAGAUGAACCUGUUAGGAAAGCAAUAUAUGAAAAGAAAAUUGCACCCCUAGGUGUUGCACCUCAGUUUAUGUCUAUGGAAGAAGGUGUUAAGAAGAUGCGUAAGGGUCUGUUCGCAUUCCAUAUGGAAACAGGAGUUGGAUAUAAAUUCGUUGGAAAAUAUUUCAAAGAAAGCGAAAAAUGUGGCUUAAAGGAAAUACAAUACUUACAAGUCAUAGAUCCGUGGUUAGCUGUCCGCAAGAACACACCGUACAAGGAAAUGUUCAAAAUUGGAAUGAAACGCAUCCAAGAGCACGGUCUGCAGAACCGCGAAAACAGAUUACUUUACGAAAAACGACCUAAGUGCUCGGGCAGAGAAUCCAAUUUUGUUUCCGUGAGCAUGGUGGAUUGCUAUCCAGCGUUACUUGUUCUUUCAUAUGGAAUUAUCAUAGCCAUAGCGCUUGUUAUAAUGGAAAACUUAUGGCAAUAUCGACAUCUUAUCAAAGGAAAGCUAGAAUUUUCCUCUUCUGUGAAUACUAUUGAGAAUUUAAAUCAAUUUGAAAAACACCCAUCGCAUAAUUGGAAGAAAUUUUAUGUAAUAGACAGUGCAAAAAUAAAACCAAUGAUAGUCACUGCUUUUUCUGGAGUCAUCAUGAACAUUUUGGCUAUAGUUCUAAACAUUUUUCUAUUCGAUUUUCAUUAUUCCGAAUCUACCAAACAUGCUGAUAUUAAUCUAAUCAAAGAUGUUAUUGAAUCUUACGAUAGGCCCACAUCGGUUUAUGCAAAACUUUGCUGGGAAACUUCAUGGCUAAUAGAUCUGGCAAAUGAAAUUUUUAAAAUUAAAAAUCCCGUAGCUAUAACGUUUGGAAAAAUCGGUGACGUUGAAGAAGUCACACCCAGCAACCACAUAUUGUUUCUCAUUGAUACUACCUGUAAUAACAGUCACAUUGUCCUACAAGAGGCUGAUGCGCAUCAACAAUUUAGAAGAUCGUACAGAUGGUUAGUACUUGAAACACAAGGAAGCGGAUAUAAUUCUAAAUUGCUUGAAAUAGAACCUCUGAAUAUUUUAAUUGACUCCGAUGUUUUAUUAGCCACUAAAAUAGAAAAUGUCACAUAUGUGUUAAAAAAAAUUUACAAAAUUUCGACCCAGUCUGAGUGGAUCACAGAAGAUUACGGCAACUGGACAGCCGAGCAUGGAUUAAUCAUGUCAAAUAUUAUAAUUUAUGAUGCUUCAAGACGAAGAAACAUUAGAGGCCAUCCUGUUACAACUUCUAUCAUAGUAACUGAGAAUAGAACGAAAUCGGAACUUGAUGAUUUAAAGAAUUUAUUGUUUGACAGUCUCGCAAAAAUUUGUUUUCGUCACACCAAAAAUCUUUGUCAAUUUAUGAACGCGUCGCAUAAAAUAGUUUUUGCUUCUAUGUGGGGUUAUAAAACAAACGGAACUUGGAAUGGCAUGAUGGGUGAUCUAGCUAAAGGAACAGUCGAUUUUGGAGGCACAAUAGCAUUCCUCACUAGUCAGCGAUUGCAAGUCGUGGAUUAUUUAUCGUCCCCUGUACCAAUAAACGCGAAAUUCGUCUUCAGGGAGCCUCCGCUAUCUUACCAGAACAAUUUGUUUAUCUUGCCUUACAAAGCAAAUGUGUGGUACUCCACAGCUGCAUUUGUUGUUUUACUAGUAAUAAUUCUCUAUAUUAACGCCAAAUGGGAAAUUAAAAAAGCCGAGUAUGAGCAAGCUGGAAUCAAUAAAACAGCUUUACAACCCAGCGUGAGUGAUGUAACAAUCUUAGUGAUCAGCGCUAUUUCUCAACAAGGUAGCUCUAAUGAAUUGAAAGGUACACUAGGACGGGCUGUUCUUUUCUUACUAUUUCUUACUUUCUUAUUCCUUUAUAUAUCGUACUCAGCAAAUAUCGUAGCAUUAUUACAAUCAAACUCCAAACAAAUACGCACGUUGCAAGACCUACUAAAUUCUAAACUAGAACUUGGCGUUGAAGACAUAGUAUACAACAGAUAUUACUUUUCUACCGCCACUGAACCAAUUAGAAAGGCUAUUUAUGAAACCAAAGUGGCGCCAAAGGGAUCGAAAGCUAACUUUAUGAGUAUCGAGGAAGGAGUAAAAAAAUUACAAAAGAGCCCAUUUGCUUUUAACAUGAAUAUCGGAACUGGAUACAAAAUCAUAGAACGAUAUUUUGAAGAACAUGAAAAAUGUGGAUUACAAGAAAUCAAUUACAUUGAAUCCAGCAUACCGUGGAUGUCUUGCCGAAAAAAUUCGCCAUUUAGGGAGAUCUACAAACUAGGUUUAUUUAAACUCCAAGAACAUGGUAUUACUGAUCGCGAGAAUCGUUUAUUGUUUGCCAGAAAACCAGUUUGCAUCGUCCGAGGUGGUAACGUAGGGUCAGUCAACAUGGUUGAUGUUUAUCCCGUGAUUUUGAUGUUUUUAUAUGGACUGUUCCUGGCCUUCUUAAUACUGCUCGUCGAAAUUGUGGUUCACCGAAAACUCAGUAAAGUAAUCGUCGUUUAAGUAGUGUAUUUUAUUUAACUAAAAUACUAAUUUUUGGCUGCAAAUACUAUAACAAAUAAAAAAACAUAAUUUAUUUUUUAGUGUAUUAAAAUAAAAAUAUCGUGUAUUUUUUAUUUAUUUUAAGA
Bombyx mandarina (wild silkworm) is the source of this 3682-nucleotide messenger RNA. RefSeq lists its product as uncharacterized. Gene Ontology annotation, cellular component: membrane. The record is from RefSeq and is a predicted model, not a curated record. Lineage: Eukaryota; Metazoa; Arthropoda; Insecta; Lepidoptera; Bombycidae. Gene Ontology annotation, molecular function: ligand-gated monoatomic ion channel activity.